UCUAGAAUCUUCCUAAAACCCACAAACACUCUUUGCAACAAAAAUGGCGCAAGAAAAUGCAUCAAAUUGCAUAUACCUAGCAACAUUCCUCAUCAUCUUCCUAACCAUAAUCUCAUCUUCCUCUGCUUGGGUUGGUGUAAACUGGGGAACAAUGACAACCCACCAACUUCCACCUAAGAAAGUUGUGAAGAUGCUUAAGGACAACGGGUUUCGAAAAUUGAAACUUUUUGAUGCUGAUGAUACCAUUUUGACAGCUCUAAUGGGUACUGAUAUCGAAGUUAUGGUUGCGAUUCCGAAUGUCAUGUUGAGCAAGAUUAGUAACAGUCCUAUGGAUGCUGAUUCUUGGGUUUAUGAGAAUGUUACUGCUUACUUGUUCAGAGGUGGUGUCAAUAUCAAGUAUGUUGCUGUGGGUAAUGAGCCUUUCCUCAAAGCAUACAAUGGUAGCUAUCUAAAUAAGACCCUUCCAGCUCUCAAGAAUAUACAGACUUCACUCAACAAUGCAGGGUUGGAAUCAAAGGUCAAAGUAACUGUUCCAUUUAAUGCUGACAUUUACUAUUCACCAGACUCAAAUCCAGUGCCAUCUGCAGGUGACUUCAGACCUGAAUUAAGAGACAUCACUAUUGAAAUAGUCCAGUUUCUAUAUUCAACCAACUCAACUUUUACGGUUAAUAUCUACCCUUUCCUUAGCCUUUACUAUGGACAAGAUAAUUUCCCGUUUGAUUUUGCAUUUUUUGAUGGAAAGAAUGAACCACUUCGAGACGGAAAAGCAGUUUACAACAAUGUGUUUGAUGCAAAUCUGGAUACCCUUAUGUGGGCUUUAGAAAAAGCAGGUUAUCCUGACUUGCAUGUUACAGUUGGUGAAGUUGGGUGGCCAACAGAUGGUGAUAAGAAUGCUAAUGCCAAAAAUGCAAAGAGGUUCAACCAAGGUUUCAUUAAACAUGCUCUGAGAGGUAAUGGUACACCAAAGAGAAAAGGCAUGAUGGAUUUUUAUCUAUUCAGUCUCAUUGAUGAGAAUGAUAAAAGUGUUGCUCCAGGCAACUUUGAGAGGCAUUGGGGGAUUUAUGAGUUUGAUGGAAAACCAAAGUAUGAAUUAGACAUAAGAGGAAAUCAUAAGGAAAAGGGUCUUGUUUCUGUUGAAGGGAUAAAGUACCUAGAAAAAAAAUGGUGUGUUUUGGAUCCAGAAGCUACUGAUUUGGAUGAUUUGGGUAAAAAUGUUGACUAUGCUUGUAGCCAUUCUGAUUGUACAGCACUUGGAUAUGGCUGUAGUUGUAGUAAUCUAAAUGUUCAAGGGAAUGCUUCAUAUGCUUUCAAUAUGUAUUAUCAAGUUAAUGACCAGAUGGAUUGGGACUGUGAUUUCUCUGGUUUGGCUAUGGUUACACAUGAGGAUCCUUCAGAGAAUGGCUGCAAUUUCCCUUUGAUGGUCGCUAGUGGUUCGCGUGCAGGGCUUUCCAAGAUCCUGAUGAAAGCAAUGGAGGUAUAUUUUUUUGCUAUGCUUUUGCUAUAACUGAAAGAUUAAGCAAGACAUGGAAUAUUGGAAAGUUUGUUGUGACAUAUUCACUUUUUUGUUAGGAAUCCUGGGGUAACAACUAUAUAGUUUUAGACACUUUCCUGGUGAUUUUUUCUUCUUCAGUAUAUGUCACUUUAUCUAGUCAAGGAAUGAUCAGUUGACUGCAGCAUUUAAUGCAACUAUUAGCUUCUAUGAUCAAAUAUACCAUACAUAUCACCUUCACUUAAUCAAU
This is a messenger RNA of Medicago truncatula (barrel medic), 1739 nucleotides long. RefSeq names its product glucan endo-1,3-beta-glucosidase 8. The transcript has 2 exons. The record is from RefSeq and is a predicted model, not a curated record. Gene Ontology annotation, biological process: carbohydrate metabolic process. Gene Ontology annotation, molecular function: hydrolase activity, hydrolyzing O-glycosyl compounds. The coding region runs from base 44 to 1504 and encodes 486 amino acids. Lineage: Eukaryota; Viridiplantae; Streptophyta; Magnoliopsida; Fabales; Fabaceae.